AUGCUUCUCCGUCUACCGUACGGCCUCCAUUACCCGAUCACCGUGACGUCGCUGCUGAAGCAGCCGGGGGAUGCGGUUGAGCGGGAUGAGGCACUGCUCUGGUAUGUCUACCAAACGACUGUCACCGAGGGUGACGGGUUGGGCAACAAGAUUGAAGUACAGCGCAAGUUUCCGACCAAGUUUGAGUCGACGGUUGAUGGAGAGCUUGUGCAGUGGAAGAUUAAGAAGGGUGAUGUGAUUGAGUUUCCGAUUAAUGUUGUUGAGAUCGAUGAACCAUGUGCUCACGAGGUUCAGUUUGGAGGACUUUGCGCGGAGUGUGGGAAGGAUAUGACUGAGGCCACCUAUAACACCGAAACGAUGGACUCGAUGCGCGCCCCCAUUCAGAUGGUACACGACAACACUGCCCUUACCGUGAGUGCGAAAGAGGCUACACGUGUGGAAGAAGAUGCAAAGCGCCGUUUGCUGGCAGGCAGAAAAUUGUCUCUGGUGGUGGAUCUUGAUCAAACAAUCAUCCAUGCUACUGUGGAUCCUACGGUUGGAGAGUGGAUGCAAGACAAGGAUAACCCGAAUUUCAAGGCUCUGAGUGAUGUGCGACCGUUUCAAUUGAUGGACGAAGGACCGGGCAUGCGUGGCUGUUGGUACUACGUCAAGUUACGGCCAGGUUUGGAGUCGUUUUUGCACAACGUAUCACAACUUUUCGAAUUACAUAUCUACACCAUGGGUACUAGAGCCUACGCGCAACAGAUUGCCAAGAUCAUUGAUCCGGAUAAGACUCUCUUCGGGGAUCGCAUUCUUAGUCGCGACGAGAGUGGAAACUUGACGGCCAAGAAUCUACAUCGCCUGUUUCCGGUUGACACGAAGAUGGUGGUUAUCAUCGACGACCGUGGAGACGUGUGGCGCUGGAACCCCAACCUUAUCAAAGUGUCUCCCUAUGAUUUCUUUGUUGGCAUUGGUGAUAUUAACUCGAGCUUCUUGCCCCAGAAGCAGGAGCUAGCGGCCUCAGCAACGCGGGAAGCCAAACAGCCCGAGCAUAAGCCCAAGGAGGUGCAGGAGAAAGCACCACCAGCAACACCACCUCGACCAAAUGGUACAACUGGGAAAGCAGAGGGUGGUGCAGCAGAUGUGUCGGCCUUGGAACAGCUAGUAACAAUGGGUGGCGGGGAUAAUCCCAGGUUAUUGCAAGAACAGAGUGACGCGCAACAAGAAACGAUCAUGCACCAGGUAGAGGAUCGUCCGUUACUUCAGAAGCAAAAGGAAUUGGAUGCGGAAGAUGAAGGCGAUGUGAGCAGCGAGUCCUCGACCAGUGUGGAUGAAUCGGCGCAAGACCUUAGCAAGCAGCGACACCAUUUGCUCGAGGAUAAUGAUCAGGAACUCCUCCAGCUCGAGGACCGAUUGGAACGCGUACAUCGUUACUUCUUUGACGAAUACGAUAAGAGGCGAUCGCGGGCGCUUGGUGGUCGGGUAGCCGCUCUGCGGGGCGAGAGGACGCCAAUGAAGGAGAAGGAUGUCGAUCUGAAACUCGUCCCGGAUGUCCAGGAUAUAAUGCCUUUGAUCAAACGGCAAGUCCUUGGUGGUGUGGUUGUGGUGUUCUCUGGAGUUCUGCCGCUUGGGACAGAUACACAGAAUGCCGACAUCUCAUUAUGGGCUAAGAGUUUUGGCGUUGUUGUCUCGAACAAGAUCAACAUCCGAACAACACAUCUAGUAGCCGGACGUAAUCGCACCGCCAAAGUGCGUGAGGCGACCCGGUAUACGAAUAUCAAGAUCGUCACGACGCAGUGGUUGCUAGACUCCUUGACUCAAUGGAGUCAUCUGGACGAGGAGCCGUAUCUUCUUCCCGUGCACCCGGAUGACCGUGGAGAGCCUAUCUUGCCAAACUCGAGGGAGGCUGCGGAGAGUGGCUGGUUAUCUUCGUCGGACGAAGCGACAGGAACAGAUGACGAUGCGAUGGAUGACAUCUUCAAAUCAGCGGGGCUCACGGACAUGUCGCAUAUCGGGUACGACAAGGACGAAGAAGCCGCUAUUCAUGAUGAAUUGAAGGAAUUUCUGGGGAGCGACGACGAAAGUGAAAGUGACAUCGAAAGUGAGCAGGAUGUAUCGCAGUUGGCGGAUGAGACUGGGGCAAGUAAAAAACGGAAGCGCGACGGAGAAGGCGACGACAGUGACGGUGGUUCCAGCGCCAACAGUAGUGAUAAUGAGACAGAUGGAGAAAGUGAUAAAGGGUCACGGCUGGCACAGCGGAUCAAGCGUUCACAUGCGCGAAGCACCGGUCUCAAAGAAGUUGCCACACCAAGCAGUACGAGCGCGGCGGAAACGACGCGGACGAGUCUGCCCACUGAACGGACUGGCGCGAACGCAGACGACGAAGAAAAUGCUGAAGAGCCCGCGGCCAAGGGCCAAGACGUGAGUUAUCCGGAAGAUCCAGCGGAUGAUGAGGACGAACUAGAGCGGGAGAUGUUGGCUGCGUUUGAGGACGGUGAUUAUGAUGAGAAGGCGGAGGCGGAUAUUGCGGAGGAGAAUGGCUGA
Aspergillus chevalieri is the source of this 2523-nucleotide messenger RNA. RefSeq names its product protein-serine/threonine phosphatase (gene fcpA). Gene Ontology annotation, cellular component: nucleus. The transcript is spliced from 3 exons. Bases 1 to 2523 code for a protein of 840 amino acids. Gene Ontology annotation, molecular function: RNA polymerase II CTD heptapeptide repeat phosphatase activity. The record is from RefSeq and is a predicted model, not a curated record. Lineage: Eukaryota; Fungi; Ascomycota; Eurotiomycetes; Eurotiales; Aspergillaceae.